ACAAAGGCAGGAGCAGCUGUGCCCGUGACAGCCAGAGACCACCAUCAUCUGAGAGAGUCAGCUAUGUAUUUGCAGGAACCGUAGCCCUGUGAGAGAGACCACCAUCACCUGAAAAACACAAGACAAACAAAGCUGCUCCUAAAGAGGCGUCUAUCCAUCAGCCGAGAGACAUCCAAAGACAUUCUUUGACAGCUGCCACCUGAGACAGGAUUUCUGAGACGGCCAUCAGCUGAUAGCGACAGCUUGAGACAUCCAAAUAUAGCCGCCUCUUAAGACAAUUCAUUUUACUAAGGCAAUCAUCUGUAAUCUACAGCACCUGCCUGCCCUUCCCAAGCUCUGUCCCUGUCUCCCACACACCGUGACAGCAGCAUCUUAAGUCCCUCAGUCAUUCCCCCACCCUCAAACCUCCUAUCCCCCACCCUCAUUCCUCCUGUUCCCCUUUCAUAUCUGCUCAUUCCCAGUCACCCUCCUCCCCCAUUUGUGUUUGUGAUUGGACCUGCUCCUUUUGUCUGACAACCCGUUUUAUAUUUGUCUGCAACCAGUCAUCACAACAACCUGCAUUUACAUAUAAUCAAGAAGGAAUAUUUAUCUAUCUAUCUAUCUAUCUAUCUAUCUAUCUAUCUAUCUAUCUAUCUAUCUAUCUAUCUAUCUAUCUAUCUCUUCAUCCCAGUCUGUUAAGCUAUCUAAGAAUCUCUCAUAUUGAUAUUUUCCUUAAAAUCAUCAUAUACAUGCACAGAUUACAGUAGUGAUUCAGGUUCACAAAGACAUACUUUGGGUCAAACAUCAUACACAUACCUUCAGGCCAUAAUUUCUGUCUCAUUGUGACAGUCUGCAUUGCACACGGCCAGAAGAUGAAGCAGUAAACUUCAUGCUGUGCCAUCCCAGCAUGCCAGUGCAUGUGAUGACAGCUCUGCUGCUACCGGGGGCAUCGGACCCCCAACCCUAAGGCAGUGGCUAGGUGAUAUACCUCCUCAUCAACACAAAUGGACAUCAAGGGGCACAACUGGGCUGAGGAAGAAUCUGAUGGGGAAAAUGAAUGUGGGGAGUUCCUCUACGGAGUUCAGGGCACGUGCUGUGUUGAUCUGUACAGACAUCCACAGCUUGAUGCAGACAUAGAGGCUGUUAAAGAAAUAUAUAGUGAAAGUGCUGUAUCUGUAAGAGAAUAUGGGACCAUAGAUGAUGCUGAUAUUGACUUACACAUAAACAUUGGAUUCCUGGAUGAAGAGGUAGCCACUGCCUGGAAAGUAAUCCGAACAGAGCCCAUAGUCCUGCGCCUACGCUUUUCCCUCUCUCAGUACUUGGAUGGCCCUGAGCCUACCAUUGAUGUAUUUCAACCAUCAAACCGAGAUGACUUUGGACUAGGGAUUCAGUUAAAGAAGAUCUUGUCCCUCUUCUCGUCUCAUCAAUGGCGGUAUCUCAGUAAUGAAGUUUUACGUUCACAGCAGGAAAGAAGGCUGCGGUGGCUUAGAGUCAGUGGUAGCAUUAAGAGAUUUCGGGCUGGACUAAGCAUCUUCUCUCCAGUACCCAAGUCUCCCAGUUUCCCUGGAGUCCAGGAUUCCGCAGUCCGGAGUAGUUUAACAGGCUCAGACCUUAGAAGUGGUCUUGCGGGGGCAGAUCUCCGUGUCCCCCGUAUCAUGAAUAGAUCAGUCUCCUGUACUUUACGAAACCCUAAAUCAGAACUGUAUGGGAGUCAUACAACCACAACACAGGUCAGCGGGCAUUGUAAGACGGUUCCUACUCUGGAGUACGGAUUUUUGGUGCAGAUAAUGAAGUAUGCAGAACAGCGGCUACCCACUCUGAAUGAGUAUUGUGUAGUGUGUGAUGAACAGCAUGUCUUCCAGAAUGCAUCUAUGCUCAAGCCAGCGGUGUGUACAAGAGAGCUCUGCGUCUUCUCUUUUUACACUCUGGGAGUGAUGUCAGGGGCUGCUGAAGAAGUGGCUACAGGAGCUGAGGUUGUGGGUCUGCUGGUUGCCAUGUGUCGAGCUGCCCUUGAGUCACCGAGGAAGAGUAUUAUAUUUGAGCCAUACCCUUCAGUAGUGGAUCCUAAUGAUCCCAAAACACUGGCCUUUAACCCUAAGAAGAAGAACUACGAACGUCUCCAGAAAGCCUUAGACAGUGUUAUGUCAAUCCGGGAGAUGACCCAGGGAUCAUACUUGGAAAUCAAGAAACAGAUGGACCGUCUUGAUCCACUGGCCCACCCCCUUCUACAAUGGAUAAUCUCCAGUAAUAGAUCCCACAUUGUGAAAUUGCCCCUGAGCAGGCAGCUGAAGUUCAUGCACACCUCACAUCAGUUUUUGCUGCUCAGUAGCCCCCCAGCUAAGGAAGCUCGAUUCCGAACUGCCAAGAAACUCUACGGAAGCACAUUCGCCUUUCACGGCUCUCAUAUUGAGAACUGGCACUCUAUUCUGCGGAAUGGGCUGGUCAAUGCAUCCUACACCAAACUGCAAUUGCAUGGAGCAGCAUAUGGGAAAGGGAUAUACCUUAGUCCCAUCUCCAGUAUUUCAUUUGGAUACUCAGGUAUGGGGAAGGGGCAACAUCGGAUGCCAUCAAAGGAUGAGUUGGUUCAGAGAUAUAAUCGGAUGAACACUAUUCCUCAGACUCGAUGUCUCCAGUCUCGUUUCUUGCAGAGUCGGAAUCUCAAUUGUAUUGCACUGUGUGAAGUAAUAACAUCAAAGGAUCUACAGAAGCAUGGAAAUAUUUGGGUGUGCCCAGUGUCUGAUCACGUCUGCACACGCUUCUUUUUCGUGUAUGAAGAUGGCCAAGUCGGGGAUGCCAACAUCAACACUCAGGACCCCAAAAUCCAAAAGGAAAUCAUGCGAGUGAUUGGGACACAAGUGUACAGUGGAUGAGGGAUAAUAUCCUCAGGAUUACAAUCAAAACAGAGAGGAGCGGUCUGUACUCUCUGGGACCAAGAACAUGGGGCAAUCUAUGACCUGCUUCACAUAUGGAAGAUUAAGGGUCCUUUCUGUGACUGAACAGACCCUUUCUAAUGUGGAGAUGAGGGUCUUGCACUGAUCAGGCUCUCCAGGCAAAAGUAAGAUAUCAUUCUAUGUGGAGAUAUCGAAGCCCUGGGACAAAUCCUGACAUAUAUUGACUUUACCCUGUGUCAGCACUACCCAAUUUCCAUACUUAA
Molecule: messenger RNA, 3133 nt
Organism: Bufo bufo (common toad)
Lineage: Eukaryota; Metazoa; Chordata; Amphibia; Anura; Bufonidae
Gene: PARP6
Product: poly(ADP-ribose) polymerase family member 6
Exons: 23
Coding region: 984-2849 (621 amino acids)
Biological process (GO): endoplasmic reticulum unfolded protein response
Cellular component (GO): endoplasmic reticulum tubular network; intracellular anatomical structure; membrane
Molecular function (GO): NAD+ poly-ADP-ribosyltransferase activity; kinase binding; protein serine/threonine kinase activator activity
Source: RefSeq, a predicted model, not a curated record